Hydractinia symbiolongicarpus is the source of this 5741-nucleotide messenger RNA. RefSeq names its product dystrophin-like. Gene Ontology annotation, molecular function: protein binding. The record is from RefSeq and is a predicted model, not a curated record. Bases 511 to 5055 code for a protein of 1514 amino acids. The transcript has 31 exons. Gene Ontology annotation, biological process: synaptic signaling. Gene Ontology annotation, cellular component: plasma membrane. Lineage: Eukaryota; Metazoa; Cnidaria; Hydrozoa; Anthoathecata; Hydractiniidae.
AGUACAGACCGAGCUUGCGAGGUUUGUGCCCUUGACGGAGGGUAUUUAUUUUACAGUGCAACAUCAAAACCAGUCACUAUCCGUUUUAUUACCUGACUGUAUCUGGUCUGCAAAUAAAUAUUCCUUUCUGAACAAAACAAACAAAGCUAUAUUUAAGUUGCUAUUUCCAGGGCAAUAAGGAAGAAAAAACGCAUGUUUGAUUUUGAUACUUUUCGAAUUCAAGACCGUUCUACUUUAAAAAUUUGUAAGUACACAAAACAAAUUCAAAUCAUUGUUUAUGUGAACUCAAACGGAAAUAUGGUUUUAAGUGAGUGACUUUUAUGUUUUUUGUGUGCUAUGAAAAUGUUUUUUAUUUGUUUACUUUUUUAUGUUACCAUUUUUAUAAUGGCUUCCAAAACGGGUUAGUAUGGCUUCAUACAAAGACCUGUGAAAAUAAGCCGUAAACCAAUCAAAUCAUUGGAUUUCUUCAUACUAACUGGAUUUUUGUAUCAUUCAGAGUGAAAUUUUAACAUGGCAACAGAAAAUGUAUUGAACAUAAGUCAUAGUUUACAAGAGGAACGUCAAAGAGCUCAAGAAAAGAUUUUUCGCAUAUGGCUAAAUUUAAAACUAGCUAAGGCUCCAGGCUCACCAGCAAUUCAAGACUUAUUUAAAGAUUUAAGAGAUGGAAAAUAUUUAUUGUUCCUAUUAAAUGUACUAACAGAAAAGAAUUUAAAACCAGUGAAAGGAAAUCUUCGUGUUCAUCAUCUGAACAAUUUGACACUGGCAUUAGACGUACUAAAGGAAUAUAAUAUCAAACUUGUUGGCAUCAGUAACCAAAGCAUCUGCGAUGGAGAUCGAGUUACUACUCUUGGUUUAAGCUGGAGUAUCAUUUAUCGAUUUCAGGUAUUAGAAGCUGUAAAAAAUGAAGGGUUCACUGGAAGUGCUGAAAAAGCUCUUCUAAAUUGGUGUAACAGUAUUGUCGAAAAUUACUCUGGUGCUGAUGUCAGAAGUUUUCAACCUAAACGUUGGAAAAAUGGAUAUACAUUAAACGCUAUAAUUCACGCGUUUAAACCAGAGCUAUUCCAAUAUGAAGAUUUAUCAAAGAUGGAUGACCGUGGGAGAUUGAAAAAUGCUUUAUCUUGUGCCCACAAUAAUUUCAACAUCAUGCCCUUAUUUCAAGCUGAAGAUUUUGAAAGUGAUCUUGUUGACAGUCGUACUCUGGUCAUGUAUGUCAGCUUUUUGUACGAAUAUUCCCAGACAUUAUCAACAUCUUCCAAGGAUAACUUUGCUGAAACAUCCACCAAGCUUGCUGCUUCACAGAAAGAACUUGAGCAGUUUGUAAAAGAAAAAGAUGAGUCCACACUGCAGCCUCUUUCAAAUGUUUCCAUACGAGAAGUUUGCAAAAGAUAUUUCGAAUUCAAGGAAUCAUGUAACGAUUUUGAUGAUAUGGAUGAGAAGAUUUCUAUCACUGACAGUGAACUGCAAGCCAGUGUUGAUGCAUCUGGUAACACUCCACCUGAGCUAGUUGAUGCACGGAAAGACUAUGAAGGUGCAAAAGAAAUCUAUCUUGCAUUGAGAAACAGAUGGUUACCUUUUGAAGAACAGAUUCACUCUAAAUUACUUGAACUGUUAGCUGAAGAAUUAAAUCAAAUUGAUGAUAUGUUGGCUAAAUAUGAAAUUGACGAAGUUAAAAUCCAAUCUUUUCUUGAUGAGGAGAUUGAAACCUCUACAAGUACAUCAUCAGAUUAUAUGAAAAUCAAUGAAGAUAUAUUAUCCAACCUUCUUCAAAUGGAACCUUUGAUGGGUUUCAUCCAAGACUUAGUGCAACAGAUUGAUGAAGAUUCAGCAAUAUCAGAUUCCAAUAAAGGGAUAUUUAAAGGAAGAGCUACAACAACCAAAUCUCGUUAUGAUGCACUGCUGCAAGCGUUAAAGAGUAAAAAGAAAAGACUACAAAGAAGAGAAGAAUUAGAAAAGCAAAGGGAAGAUGAUAACAAAAAACAAAAGGAAAGUCAGGAACUUGAAUUUCAAGCGUGGCAUCAAAACCUUUCUGAAAUGAUUGACUGGUUGCUGCAAGCUGAGCAGAAAGUUGGUAGUUACGAAAAUAAAUCUGAAAAUGCUGAAAACUUGAAAAUAUUGAUUGAUGAUUAUCAGAAAAUGAAAGAAGGAUUCAAAAAACGCGAGCCAGAGAAAACUUCAUUGCUGGUGAAAGGGAAGAGAAUUUUAACCAAUAAAAAUGAUGAUAACUUACAAAUGGAGAUGAAUUUAGUGGAUGAUAAGUGGAGUACACUGGAACGAAGAUUGCGUAAUGGAAUUGACAGAUUACAAGAAAAAGAAGAAAUGGAAAAAGAAAAAGAAGCUGAACGAAGAAAAGAAAAGGAACUUCACCUCCAAAAGUUUCAAGAUUGGCAUAAGAAACUAACUGAUAUGAUUAAUUGGUUGCUCAAAGUUGAACAAGAUGUUUCAAGUUUCGAAAAAGACUCAAAUGACCAACAAAAUUUAAAAUCACUUAUUGCACAAUACCAGAAAACAAAAGAAGAGCUUAAAAAAAUGCAACCAAAGAAAAAUAAGUUGUUAGCACAGGGGAAAGAUAUUUCAACUAAUCAGAAGUUACUGGGAGAAGAGAGUAACAUUGAGAUGGAGAUCACUUUAGUGGAAGAUCAGUGGAGUUCCUUGGAGCAAAAAUUAAAUGAUGGAAUGGAUAGAUCGCAAGAGCAACUGAAUCAGCAAGUCAAGGACUCAGUUAAUGGGAUGGACAACAUGCUUCAUGAUCUCACUGUCUUCAGAAACUGGUUGGAUUUAGCAAAUCAGCAACUGAACGCAAUUAGUGACUCCACAAAAAGAAAUGACUUCACUGAUUUGCACCAAAAAGAACAGGGAUUAAAGAAAUUGUCAGCAGACUUGGAUUCCCGUGGUCCAGAAUUGGACAAAUUUCAGCAGAAGGCAGUGGAACUCCAAAAUAGAGAAGAAGCUGACGGAACAGUGGAAGAAAAGAAAGCAGCUGUGAUUGAAAGUGUGAAAGAAUUGACAGAUGAAUGGAGUCAAAUCAUUGAUCGUAUUGAUUCACAAUUUAAAAGCUUGUAUGAUCUGAUAAAUUCGAACUUAGAUGAGAAUCGAGCGCAAAUCGAACGCUCGUUGUCACUGGUGAAAGAAACUUUAUCUACAAUGCAGAACACGGAAUUCGACAAACAAGAAAUGUUGAACGACUGUAAACGCCUUUCUGAAUUGGACAAUGAACUUACAAAAUUGAAACCACCUAUCAAGAAGCUGUCUCAGAAUGUGGUAGCAGUAAAUGAGAUGACAGUGUUCGCUGCAGAUGAACAACAAUUGUUAUGUGAGAGUGCUGAUGUGUUGCAAACAGAUUUUGAAGAGUCGUUGAAACAAAUAAGAGAUGUUAAAUCCAGUUCAAAAGAAAAAAUUGUAAAUUAUUUCAAAGAAGAAGCAGAUAAAAGCAAAAACAGAGUGGACGAACUUUCUAAAGAUAAUCUGUCAUUUAGUACUGACGAAAAAGAUCUUGCUGUUUUGCGUGAUUUUUUGACGAGUCAACAGCGACUGUCAAAUGAAUUAAAAAGUGAACAUUUCAAGCUGGAUGAUUUAGAAAAGUAUGCAGAAGAGGUUUCAGCCUAUGAGAUUUUAGCAGCGGAAGAUCAGGUUAAAAUCGCCGGUAUUAUUAACGAUGCUUUGAAACCCGUGGAAGAGAUACGAAAUGAAACGAAAUUGAACUUUAACAGUGCUUAUGCUGUGUCAAUGCACAUUAUAAAACAACAGUUGCGCCAGAAUGAAGAAGAGAUGAAAAAAUGUACAGAAAAAUCCGAAAAUUCUCAGCAGAAAGAUUUUAAACAUUUUAAUGAUGUUUCAAAUGCGUUGCUUAAUAUUAAGAAUGACAAGGACAAGUUGAACACACUGACAUCAGAUUUGACCGCACUAAAUAAAGAAGUCAAUCAACUUGAUGCGGCUGGUAUCAUGGCGUCGUCAGAUUGCGAGUCUGUUAAACAAUUGAGUUCCAGUUUGCUACAAAAUAGUAUGGAAGUGUCUGAAAAUAUUUCUUUGCAAGAGAAAGAAACUGAACGAACAAUUAAUGAUUUCAUUUUGAAGAAACUUGACGAGUUUCGUGGUUGGCUACCCACUGUUCAAAAACGAAGUUUGGAAAGUAAUGAAAUCGGACCUGAGUUGGAAGCCAUUAAAAAGCAAUUGCAUGAGCUAACGGUAAUUGAACAGCAAGCUUCAGACAAGUCUUGUGGAAUCUUCGGUGCAGAGGAAAAUCCCGAUGUGUACGACAUGAUGCCUGAAACUUCAAAAGCAGAUAUUGUAGCUGCCAAAGAAGAGUGGCAAGUGAUAGAUGAUUGGGUGCAGCAACGCAAGAAAGCUCUUGGAAAAGCGCAAGAUUUGUGGGAUGAAUACAGAAGGAAUGAGUCAGAUUUAUCCGAAUACAUGCGUGAUAACGAGAAGCAGAUGCAAACAUGGAAUCAACUAGACUUGAACGAUCAGCAAAGUGUUGUGAACCAUGACAAAGCUUUAAAUAAUGUUAUGCAAAGUAUGGAACUACGAAAAUCGCACGUUGGUAAAUUGACAGAUAUUGCGAACAAGCUUCUUGAUAUUAUCGGCAUGGACGGACCUGUGUCAUACAAUAUCUUGUCAGAAGUAGCUGACAUUCACGCGUCCUGGAAUAAUGUGUUGAAACAAAGUAUUGAAAACGGAACUAAGCUUAAAUCAUCUCAAGAGAAACUGAAGAAAUUGGAAGAACACAAUAAAACACUACGUCAGUGGAUAAUUGAUGUGAAUGAGGUGCUGAAAGAAUUUAAAGAUAAUAACAUUGAUGAGAAAAAUGAACCUCUACUGCCAAACUUGCAGACCAAAGUAGACGAGAUAGGGAACAUGGACAUACUUCUGACGUCGGCUAACGCAUCAUAUACCCAACUGUCGGAAGAUAACGAUACAAAAUCGCACUUUACUGUCGACGACAUGACGUUAUUAAAUAGCGAUUUUGAUAGAGUGACGAAUGGGUUGUUAAAAAUCAAAUACCUAGCUGAUAAGCCACCUUACUUAAGAUGGUUUUAUAAGAGAGUAUUUUAUAGGUAGAAAACUAGUAAGCGCAUGCACAUCAUACGUUACUUUUGUAUUCUUUCGCAGAGAAAAAAUAUUGUGCGCGUUAAAAAAUACUAGACCUGCAGCACUGUUGUUUAUUUUUGUUUUCUUUAGAAAAAAAUUUACGAAGUUUUACUCUUAAAUAAAUAUUUUGGAUGUAUUUUUUUUCUCCGGUAUUUUUAAAAUUGAUUUAACGAUUAAUUUUUUAUUAUAUUUUUUGGAAGACACUAACGCAUUUAUAUAACUGUUAUUUUACGUCGUAUUGGGAACAAUUUUUUGCGCACGUAAAUAUUUAACCUUGUUUGCACUUAGUUCAAAUGAAAUUUUUUUACGGCUACUAAUGAAAUUCAAAAGAAACACGAUACGUUAUCCGUUAUAACAACGUGUUCUGUAUACUCCUACGCUUUCUUCACUCCCGUAUUGUAAGGAUUUCAUAUUGGUAAAGGUGUAUUUAUAAUUUACUUUUGGUAAAUAUUUUAGCGAAUCUUCGUAUUUAUAUAAUGUGAACGUGAUUCUUUGUAGUUAUAUAUUUUAACAUAUGUAAAAAAGCACCAUUUUUUGUAUAUAAUAGCGUCCCUAUUUAUGGCAAUCUUAUCUUGAAUUCAAGUUUGUAAAUUGUUUUUAAAAGUCUUGUAAUAUUUGUAACGUGAUUUUUGCAAAACAACGUUGGUGUUUGGGAA